GGGCUUUUGACGGGGGCUUGAUUAUGCCUAAUUGCACACAAGGCUUGAUAGUUUUUCUAGACAAGAAGUCAUAACCCCCUCUAGCAAGUACCCCCAAGUUACUAUGGCAACAGGGCAGUCUUCGUCCCCAAAGGCACACACUCCCAUCUUUGUCCUGUUAUGAAACAUGCUGCUGUCUAUCUCAUGGGGGUGAGGAAGAGGACAUGAAUGUAGGGAACCCCCCAGCGAAAGAGCUCUGGUGAUAGAUAUAUUGCACUGCUUAAACCAGGGCCCGGGACACUCAACCAUCUGGCAAUCUAAGAAAGGGAAGAAGAUCAGCGCCGGAGAGCACUGGCUUUAUCAUUAAGGCUGAAUCCUACUACCAAGGUGCCAUGAGUAAUCCUGAUCGUGUAUUUCUCACAAACACCUCCAGUUUAUCUUGGGUGGACCCCUGUGUCCAGGAAACAUGGAUUGAGAAUGUUCUUCUGUCUGUAUGCUACAUCCUGGGCCUGCUUGUAGGUGGACUAGGAAACAUUUUGGCUCUUUCACUGUUUGUCCGUGACCGCCAGCCUCACUCACCCUCUGAUAUUUUCCUCCUUCAUCUUGCCCUGUCUGACCUCUUUUUGCUCCUUACUUUACCAACCCGUCUAUUUUACCACAUAUCAGGCAACAAUUGGCCUUUUGGUUCCAUGCCAUGUCGCCUGUCUGGAUUUGUUUUUUAUCUCAAUAUGUACGCCAGUCUUUAUUUCCUGGCAGGCAUAAGUAUUGACAGAUACCUAGCAAUUGUGCACCCACUCAAUUCUAUCAAGUUCCGCAGGCCUUUGCAUGCCCAUGUGGUAUGUAUAUUUCUCUGGGCAAUUGUUGCUUUUGCUACAGCACCAUUGCUAUUGGGUCGGCAGCAAGAAAAAGAUGAAGGGGGAUGUCGGCUACUCUAUCGGGAGACACCAUCAUUGAGGGCAUUGUCGUCUCUUAGUGCUGCAUUUGCUAUACCAUUCCUGGGCACAGUCACUUGCUAUGGGCUCAUUUUAAGGCGACUCAGAAAAGGAGGUGAUAGAAAGCCCAAGGAACGAGCAGUAAAGAUGGUGCUUCUCGUUCUGACAAUAUUUCUUAUCUGCUUUGUCCCAUAUCACCUAACUAGAGCUCUCUACCAUGUUCUAAUGCCUGGGGGUGAGGAUGCAGCCACAUCUUCCUGUGCUUUGCGCCAAGGGCUAGCUUUGGCCAAUAGAUUCACCUCCUGCCUAAGCACGCUGAACGCUGCUCUCGAUCCACUGGUAUAUUUCUUUGCUGUGAAGAAGUUCCGUCAAAUUCUGAUUAAGCUUCCAUGUAGACGUCAGGGAACUGUGGCAGGAAGAAACAGAGAGGAUGUCCGGACAGAAGACAGUUCAUUGAGUGCCAAGACAGAAGUGUGAGAAGGACGGGGGUUUAAGAAAGUUUAUAGAUCAGAAUGAUGUUAAGGAAAACAGAACUGGUGGGUUCCGACAAGGACGGCUUGCCAAAAGUCUGCUGACAAAAGUUUGAUUAUAAAGCUGUAGAUCUAAACUUGAUUCUUUAGAGGUCAGUCUAUUGCUUUAGCUAUUCACUAUAAUCAUCAAAAUGGCUAAAUUGUAUUGAAAAUAAGGAUUAGUCCAGUAUUAUUUAUUCUGCUCUUUAGUCAUGCCUAAGCUUGGUUCACAUUGUACCUAAUUCAUACCGGUCUUUGAAUGGAACCUUGUGAUGCAUUUUCAUAACAAAUAAAUCAGCCCCAAGUAAAAUCUACACAUAUUGGACUUAUGAUCACAUGUCAUCAUCACGUUUUGUUCUUUUACUGAUGUAUAUAUUUAAGAACUCUUAAAGUUCAUAGAGAAGAUACUUAAAUAAUCGACAUUUUAAUACUAAACUUGCAAUGAACUUAGAUUUAUUAUUAAGUCAUAGGAAAUUUAGAGACACACAGACGGCAGAUAUGUGUGUCUACGUUAACCUGAGUAUUUCUGUUUUGCCUCUAACGUGCAGUUCCGCGUACCGUGCUGAAUGAACAAAAUAUUGCAUGAGAAA
Molecule: messenger RNA, 2010 nt
Organism: Spea bombifrons (plains spadefoot toad)
Lineage: Eukaryota; Metazoa; Chordata; Amphibia; Anura; Pelobatidae
Gene: GPR17
Product: G protein-coupled receptor 17
Exons: 2
Coding region: 372-1388 (338 amino acids)
Biological process (GO): positive regulation of Rho protein signal transduction; phospholipase C-activating G protein-coupled receptor signaling pathway
Cellular component (GO): membrane
Molecular function (GO): G protein-coupled receptor activity
Source: RefSeq, a predicted model, not a curated record